AUGACGACGCAUAAAUUCAACCAAGUGGAUGUCUUCACCGACGAGCCAUACCGCGGCAACGCGCUAGCAGUGGUUAGCCUUACCGCGGGUACAGCUACAGACGAUGGCGCGAUGCAGCGAUUCGCCAACUGGACGAAUCUCAGCGAGACGACGUUCCUCGCGCCAUCCAACAAAGCCGACUACAGCGUGCGGAUAUUCACACCCGCCUGCGAGCUACCCUUCGCGGGCCACCCGACGCUGGGCACUGCGCAUGUGUAUCUUAACGCCUUGUCGCCCGAGCAGCGCCGGGCUAUUGCUGACAGAGGCGGCAGCCUUACCCAGGAAUGCGCCGCUGGGGUAUUGCAGCUGCGGUGGGAUGCGCGCUCCGAUGUCAUAUCCUUCCAGGCACCGCCUCUGAAUCGGUUCGCAGACGUGCAGGCCGAGCUGCUCGAUAGAGUGUGCAGAGGCGUUAGCAUCAGCAGGGAUGAUAUUGUCGACGCCAAGUGGAUCGAUAACGGACCGCCGUGGUUUGCACUGCGAUUGCAUAACGCGGAUAUCGUCCUUGAUGCCAAGUUGUCCGAUAGAGGCGCAAUAGACGGCCUCUACUUUGGUAUAUUUGGCGAGCACACGGCUGGACACUCUCAGGCUACUUUCGAAGUGCGCGGUUUCGCUUACGAUGUGGGCGAGGAUCCCGUUACUGGGUCACUCAACGCAGGGAUUGCUAUGUGGAUGAAAAAUGAAACACCUGCUCACUACUUGAACUCCCAAGGCACGGCUCUCGGUAGAAAGGGAUUGGUGAGCGUGACGAAAGACGGCGAUGACAUUUGGAUUGGUGGGAGUGUGAUGGGGUGUAUCGAAGGCACGGUUGUCCUUUGA
This is a messenger RNA of Wallemia ichthyophaga EXF-994, 855 nucleotides long. Its product is annotated as Antisense-enhancing sequence 1. Gene Ontology annotation, cellular component: cytoplasm. NCBI's taxonomy places the organism in Eukaryota, Fungi, Basidiomycota, Wallemiomycetes, Wallemiales, Wallemiaceae. Gene Ontology annotation, molecular function: isomerase activity. Gene Ontology annotation, biological process: biosynthetic process. The record is from RefSeq and is a predicted model, not a curated record. The transcript is spliced from 2 exons. The coding region runs from base 1 to 855 and encodes 284 amino acids.